Messenger RNA from Anopheles marshallii, 1614 nucleotides. RefSeq lists its product as uncharacterized. Gene Ontology annotation, biological process: cilium assembly. Gene Ontology annotation, cellular component: ciliary transition zone. Lineage: Eukaryota; Metazoa; Arthropoda; Insecta; Diptera; Culicidae. The transcript is spliced from 5 exons. The record is from RefSeq and is a predicted model, not a curated record. The coding region runs from base 1 to 1614 and encodes 537 amino acids.
AUGGAGACGACCGCUCGCGUUCAUCAGACCAAGGCGAGCUCGAGGCACCGGAGCUCUCGAGCACGCCGCAGCGCAACACCACAGCGGCACGAGCAGACGGAGGUGCGCGGCAUCGAGGAUGGGCCCACGCAAUCCGCACCGGACCAGGAGCUAGCAGAGGCGAGUGGUUCUAAAAAUAGAUCCUCCACCGCUAUUCGCACCGUACGCCGUCCGGACACGCCGGAGCACAGUGGUGGCAGCACCACGACCAAUGCGAGCAGUAGCGCCACGGGCACAUCGGUGCCGACGCAGCACUAUCACUACAGUGCGAGCGGUGACAGUGGUCCGGCCCGGAUCUCCCAAACGCCGCGCAGCAACUCGCCCACCAUGGUGACGACCGAGCUGGACGCACCCGUCAGCACGGAGGGCGACGUGGAGGUGGUGGCCGUGGAUCUGGCCAGCGGUUUGGCCGUCCUCGGCACGGUACCGGGACCAACGGAUGACAAGCUGCAGAAGGGCAUCCUCGGCUACAUGGACCGCCAGCUGAAGGUGCAAUCGUUGUCCGACCCGCAGAAGAGUCCCGCCCAGCGCAGCACGCGCAGCCGGAGCAGUCUGGAGAAAAGCCCACGGCGAAAGCGCAGCAAAUCGGAGUCGCGAAGGCGCCGGGAACGGAAAAUUCUUGCCGCCGGUGAGAUGGAGGUGCGGCAGGCGAACGAAACCUUGAUGCGAUACCUGAAGCAGUGCUCGGACUUUAACGAUGCGUCGCUGUCGGGCGAUUUGGAGAUACCGGAGCAUCUGGAGGACCGGCGGGUGCACCGGAAAACGAAAUCCCAGCGGGAGCGUAAACUUCAUCAGCUCCAACCGGAACGGGCGGGUGGCAGGACCAACGCCGACGAUCUCAUGAGCUACCAUGGGGAGAUCUACAAUCCCUUCACGCCGGUCGUUUCGCCCACGACCGAGGCGGCGGCUACGCGUAUUGAUAAGAUGUACAUACAGACUGCUAGCGGUUAUCGACCAGUUGACAAUACCUACUCGUAUCAUAAGUCUAGGGCACUAAUCGGUGGAGAUCCAGAAAGCAAUAGCCAUACAAUAAACACCUCGGUACAUCUGUCCUGUGCGGUGCAGCGUGUCUGGCAUCUGUUAUCGACCGUCUGCCAUGGGUUGCUCGGCGGUCUGGCCUUCGCCCAUCUGCUGUUGAUCUGUACGACCAAACCGUACGAUUGGGUCGAUGCCUCGAUACGCCAUUACUCAGCCUUUGCCGAGGUGUACGCCAACACGUUCUACUGCUUGGCCAUCGUUUGUAUGGUUUCAAUAUUCGAUCGGAUGGACAUUGCGUACGGAGGUGAUACGAAUAUUUCAUUCCGCUCCAUCUUCAUCAUCAUGAUCUACGUGAUGACGAUCAUACUGAGUCUGUCGGCUGGCACGAUGGACGAACGGCUCUAUGUUACUUCCACGUUAAACGUCACCGUCUGGGAAGAGGAGUUGGAAACGAACAAGGUGCUUAGCAUCUGGAAUGCGCUAUCAAUCGCACGAAGUGUUGGUGCCAUCUUUGGCUGGUUAAUCGUUGGCUUCCUACCGAACCAGGACAAUCUGUACGAUCAGCUGCUCGAGAUGGAAAAGUAUCAACUGCAGUAG